ACUUCCGCCCAGGUGAGGCAGGGCCGACACCGAGCCCGCCCGACCCGGGCUCCCACCUGCUCCUCCAGCGCACCAGGUGUCUUUAAGAGUGAUUGAAGAGAAUAAUUCAAAAUGCCUGAAAAUCCUGCUACAGAUAAACUGCAGGUGCUGCAGGUACUUGAUCGCCUGAAAAUGAAAUUGCAGGAGAAGGGUGACACGUCGCAGAAUGAGAAGUUAUCUAUGUUUUAUGAGACACUAAAGAGUCCUCUCUUCAACCAGAUACUCACACUUCAGCAGUCCAUCAAGCAACUGAAGGGUCAACUCAACCAUAUACCCUCAGAUUGUUCAGCCAACUUUGAUUUUUCUAGGAAAGGUUUGUUAGUGUUCACAGAUGGUUCCAUCACUAAUGGAAAUGUCCACAGGCCCUCUAAUAACUCGACUGUAUCUGGGUUAUUUCCGUGGACCCCGAAGUUGGGAAAUGAAGACUUUAACUCAGUCAUUCAACAGAUGGCUCAGGGCCGGCAAAUUGAAUAUAUAGAUAUAGAACGGCCUUCAACUGGAGGCCUUGGAUUCAGUGUGGUGGCCCUCAGAAGUCAAAAUCUCGGAAAAGUUGAUAUCUUCGUGAAGGAUGUCCAGCCAGGGAGUGUAGCAGACAGGGAUCAAAGAUUAAAGGAAAAUGAUCAAAUAUUGGCCAUUAAUCACACGCCAUUGGAUCAGAACAUUUCCCAUCAGCAAGCAAUUGCAUUAUUACAACAAACCACUGGAUCUUUGAGACUGAUUGUGGCCAGGGAACCAGUCCACACAAAAAGCAGUACUUCUAGCAGCCUAAAUGAUACAACUCUGCCUGAAACAGUUUGUUGGGGCCAUGUUGAAGAGGUUGAGCUCAUUAAUGAUGGCUCUGGACUAGGUUUUGGAAUAGUUGGAGGAAAAACAAGUGGCGUGGUUGUGAGGACUAUAGUUCCUGGAGGAUUAGCAGAUCGAGAUGGAAGACUCCAGACAGGGGACCACAUCUUGAAGAUUGGUGGCACAAACGUGCAGGGAAUGACCAGUGAGCAAGUUGCACAAGUUCUAAGGAACUGUGGGAAUUCAGUCAGGAUGCUCGUUGCUAGAGAUCCAGCUGGUGACAUUUCAGUCACCCCCCCUGCCCCUGCAGCCUUACCUGUUGCCCUGCCUACUGUAGCCAGCAAGGGCCCUGGUUCUGACAGUUCUCUUUUUGAAACUUAUAAUGUUGAGCUUGUGAGAAAAGAUGGGCAGAGUCUUGGAAUUAGAAUUGUUGGCUAUGUUGGAACAUCUCAUACAGGGGAAGCUUCAGGGAUUUAUGUGAAAAGUAUAAUACCUGGCAGUGCUGCGUACCACAAUGGCCACAUUCAAGUGAAUGACAAAAUAGUUGCUGUCGAUGGCGUGAACAUUCAGGGUUUUGCCAACCAUGAUGUUGUUGAAGUAUUACGAAAUGCAGGGCAGGUGGUACACCUAACCCUAGUUCGAAGGAAGACAUCCUCAUCUACUUCUCCACUUGAACCACCUUCAGACAGAGGAACUGUUGUAGAACCACUGAAACCACCAGCUCUCUUUCUAACUGGAGCAGUGGAAACUGAAACUAAUGUGGAUGGUGAAGAUGAGGAAAUUAAAGAAAGAAUUGAUACUUUAAAAAAUGACAACAUACAAGCCUUAGAAAAAUUGGAAAAAGUCCCAGACUCUCCAGAAAAUGAGCUGAAAUCCAGAUGGGAAAACCUGUUGGGUCCUGAUUAUGAAGUAAUGGUUGCUACUUUGGACACACAGAUUGCAGAUGAUGCUGAGUUACAGAAAUAUUCAAAGCUGCUGCCUAUUCACACUCUGAGGCUUGGUGUGGAAGUGGAUUCCUUUGAUGGGCACCAUUAUAUUUCUUCAAUUGUUUCUGGUGGUCCUGUUGAUACAUUGGGUCUCCUACAGCCAGAAGAUGAGCUGCUUGAGGUCAAUGGCAUGCAGCUUUAUGGAAAAUCUCGCCGAGAAGCAGUCUCCUUUCUUAAAGAAGUGCCACCCCCUUUUACUUUGGUUUGCUGUCGGAGGUUGUUUGAUGAUGAAGCUUCUGUAGAUGAACCAAGGCGCACUGAAACCUCUCUUCCUGAGACAGAGGUUGACCACAAUAUGGAUGUCAAUACUGAAGAAGAUGAUGAUGGGGAAUUAGCACUGUGGUCCCCUGAAGUCAAGAUUGUUGAACUAGUAAAAGAUUGUAAAGGUUUGGGAUUCAGCAUUUUGGAUUACCAGGACCCUUUAGAUCCUACAAGAUCAGUGAUUGUGAUCCGCUCCCUGGUAGCAGAUGGUGUAGCAGAAAGAAGUGGGGGACUAUUACCUGGAGACCGCCUGGUCUCAGUCAAUGAAUACUGUUUGGACAACACCUCACUUGCUGAAGCUGUGGAAAUAUUGAAAGCUGUGCCACCAGGCCUAGUACACCUUGGCAUCUGUAAGCCUUUGGUGGAAGAUAAUGAAGAAGAAAGUUGUUAUAUUUUACAUUCAAGCAGUAAUGAAGACAAGACUGAAUUUUCAGGAACAAUUCAUGAUAUAAAUUCAUCUUUAAUACUCGAAGCACCCAAGGGAUUUAGAGAUGAACCAUAUUUUAAAGAAGAACUUGUGGAUGAACCAUUUCUAGAUCUGGGAAAGUCUUUCCAUUCCCAACAAAAAGAGAUAGAGCAAAGCAAGGAGGCCUGGGAGAUGCAUGAAUUUCUGACUCCUAGAUUGCAGGAAAUGGAUGAAGAAAGAGAAAUUCUUGUUGAUGAAGAAUAUGAGUUAUAUCAAGAUCCCUCACCAUCCAUGGAGUUGUAUCCCUUGUCGCACAUUCAAGAGGCCACUCCUGUGCCCUCUGUGAAUGAACUUCACUUUGGUACACAGUGGUUGCAUGAUAAUGAACCAUCCGAGUCUCAAGAGGCAAGAACCGGGAGGACUGUCUAUUCCCAGGAGGCACAGCCGUAUGGCUAUUGCCCUGAAAAUGUGAUGAAAGAAAAUUUUGUCAUGGAGUCCCUACCAUCUGUACCAUCAACUGAAGGAAACAGUCAACAAGGCAGAUUUGACGACCUGGAAAAUCUUAAUUCAUUAGCAAAAACUAGUCUGGAUUUAGGCAUGAUCCCGAAUGAUGUCCAAGGUCCUAGCUUGCUCAUUGACCUUCCUGUUGUGGCUCAAAGGAGGGAGCAAGAAGAUUUGCCUUUAUAUCAACACCAAGCGACACGAGUUAUUUCCAAGGCCUCAGCAUACACAGGAAUGUUGUCUUCUAGAUAUGCCACUGAUACAUGUGAGUUACCUGAGAGAGAAGAAGGCGAAGGAGAAGAAACUCCAAAUUUUAGCCACUGGGGUCCACCGAGAAUUGUUGAGAUUUUUAGAGAACCCAAUGUGUCUCUUGGGAUCAGUAUUGUUGGUGGACAAACUGUUAUAAAACGUCUAAAGAAUGGAGAGGAGCUUAAAGGUAUAUUCAUCAAACAAGUUUUAGAAGACAGUCCAGCAGGGAAGACGAACGCACUUAAAACUGGAGAUAAAAUACUUGAGGUGUCUGGAGUAGAUUUGCAGAAUGCCUCACACAGCGAAGCAGUUGAGGCCAUUAAGAAUGCAGGAAACCCUGUGGUGUUCAUUGUUCAGAGUUUGUCAUCCACUCCACGAGUCAUUCCUAACGUACAUAACAAGGCCAACAAAAUCACCGGUAACCAGAACCAGGACACCCAAGAAAAGAAAGAAAAGAGGCAAGGAACUGCUCCACCGCCAAUGAAACUUCCUCCUCCUUAUAAAGCUCUGACUGAUGACAGUGAUGAAAAUGAAGAAGAAGAUGCCUUUACCGACCAAAAAAUCAGACAAAGAUAUGCAGAUCUGCCUGGAGAACUGCACAUUAUUGAACUUGAAAAAGAUAAGAAUGGACUUGGACUCAGCCUUGCUGGUAAUAAAGACCGAUCACGCAUGAGCAUAUUUGUGGUGGGAAUUAACCCGGAAGGACCUGCUGCCGCAGAUGGACGAAUGCGUAUUGGAGAUGAACUCUUAGAGAUAAACAAUCAGAUUCUGUAUGGAAGAAGUCACCAAAAUGCAUCUGCCAUUAUUAAGACUGCCCCAUCAAAGGUCAAGCUGGUUUUCAUCAGAAACGAGGAUGCAGUCAAUCAGAUGGCCGUUACUCCCUUUCCAGUGCCAUCAAGUUCUCCAUCUUCUAUUGAGGAUCAGAGCGGCACCGAACCUAUUAGUAGUGAGGAAGAUGGCAGCGUCGAAGUUGGUAUUAAACAAUUGCCUGAAAGUGAAAGCUUCAAACUGGAAGACAUGUCCCAGGUGAUUGGUCAGGGCAUGGUGGCAGAUCAGCAGAAGGCACUGGAAUACCCACCUGACAAUGCUGUCAGCCAGAUGAAACAGCAAAAAUAUCCAACAAAAGUCUCCUUCAGUUCACAAGAGAUACCAUUAGCACCAGCUUCAUCAUACCAUUCAACAGAUGCAGACUUCACAGGCUAUGGUGGUUUCCAGGCUCCUCUGUCAGUGGACCCCGCAACGUGUCCCAUUGUCCCUGGACAGGAAAUGAUUAUAGAAAUAUCCAAGGGACGUUCAGGGCUUGGUCUCAGCAUUGUGGGAGGAAAAGACACACCCUUGUUCUGGAGGCUGGGAAGUCCAAGAGCAUGGAGCCAGCAUCUGGUGAGGGCCUUCAUGCUGCAUCAUCCUGUGACAGAAGUUGAAGGGCAAAAUGCUAUAGUUAUCCAUGAAGUCUAUGAAGAAGGGGCAGCAGCCAGAGAUGGAAGACUUUGGGCUGGUGACCAGAUAUUAGAGGUUAAUGGGGUUGACCUGAGGAACUCCAGCCACGAAGAAGCCAUCACAGCCCUGAGGCAGACCCCCCAGAAGGUGCGGCUGGUGGUGUAUAGAGAUGAGGCACACUACCGGGAUGAGGAGAACUUGGAGAUUUUCCCUGUGGAUCUGCAGAAGAAAGCUGGCCGGGGCCUGGGCCUGAGCAUCGUUGGGAAACGAAAUGGAAGCGGAGUGUUUAUUUCUGACAUCGUGAAAGGCGGAGCCGCAGACCUGGAUGGGAGAUUGAUUCAGGGAGAUCAGAUCUUAUCUGUGAAUGGGGAGGACAUGAGAAAUGCCUCACAGGAGACAGUGGCCACCAUCCUCAAGUGUGCACAGGGACUUGUGCAGCUAGAGAUUGGAAGACUCCGAGCUGGUUCCUGGACCUCCGCAAGGACGACAUCACAGAACAGUCAGGGUAGUCAGCAGAGUGCACACAGCAGCUGUCAUCCCUCCUUCGCUCCUGUCAUCACUGGCCUGCAAAACCUGGUUGGCACAAAAAGAGUUUCAGAUCCUUCCCAGAAAAAUUCAGGCACAGAUAUGGAACCAAGGACUGUUGAGAUAAACAGGGAGCUCAGUGAUGCCCUUGGAAUCAGUAUUGCUGGAGGAAGAGGAAGUCCCUUAGGAGAUAUCCCCGUAUUUAUUGCCAUGAUUCAGGCUAGCGGAGUGGCCGCACGGACACAGAAGCUUAAAGUUGGAGAUCGGAUUGUCAGCAUUAACGGGCAACCUUUGGAUGGGCUGUCUCACGCGGAUGUGGUUAAUCUGCUGAAGAACGCCUACGGGCGCAUUAUCCUGCAGGUUGUAGCAGAUACCAAUAUAAGCGCCAUAGCAGCUCAGCUUGAAAACAUGUCUACAGGCUACCACCUUGGUUCGCCCACUGCUGAACACCAUCCAGAAGACACAGAAACACCUCCACCUAAGAUUAUUACUUUGGAGAAAGGCUCUGAAGGCUUGGGGUUUAGUAUUGUAGGGGGUUAUGGAAGUCCCCAUGGAGACCUGCCAAUUUAUGUCAAGACUGUAUUUGCAAAGGGAGCAGCUGCAGAUGACGGCCGAUUAAAACGAGGGGAUCAGAUUUUAGCUGUUAAUGGCGAGACCCUGGAAGGUGUUACUCAUGAGCAAGCAGUCGCCAUUCUAAAACACCAGAGAGGGACUGUAACCUUAACUGUGCUGUCAUGAGCCUCGGGCCUGAUCACAAGAUAGAUGUUGUUGUUUAGAAUAUCCACAGGCAGAUGAAGUUCUGAGUGGGUAUGAAAAGCACCCUCAACUAAAAUGCACCUUCAUUCUUAUUUCUUGCCCUCUCUGCUCAGGAGAAAUGGCUGAGGUUUCAUGUGAAUUUCCCAAAUCAACAAUCAUCUCCUAAUGUUUCCCAGUUCCUGUCACCUGUUGGCGAGGUUGAUUUCUAAAACUUAAAUGAGUCUACCUGUUUUGCAUUUAAUUUCAGUGUUCCGAUUUCUUUUUUUUUUUUUUUUUUUUUUUUUGAGACGGAGUCUCACUCUGUCACCCAGGCUGGAGUGCAAUGGCGCAAUCUUGGCUCACUGCAACCUCGGCCUCCCAGGUUGGAGCGAUUCUCCUGCCUCAGCCUCCCGAGUAGCUGGGAUUACAGGCAUGCAUCACCACACUGGGUUUAUUUUUGUUUUUUUAGUAGAGAUGGAGCUUCCCCAUGUGGGCCAGGCUGGUCUUGAACUUCUGACCUCAGGUGAUCUGCCUGCCUUGGCCUCCCAAAGUGCUGGGAUUCCAGGCGUGAGCCACUGCGCCCAGCCCAGUAUUCUGAUUUUAACCAACUGGUUCUGAUUAUAUUUACCAAAACUGGAGUUAACUUCUCUUUCCUUAUACUCUUCUCUCCCUAUCCCCUACUCACACCGAGGCUUAACAGCAACCUCAGAUCUCAUCCAAUGGACAGAAACAAAUGUUAAGCAACUUGUCAUCUCACUCAUGAUUUACUUAUGCUAAUUGUCUCUUCAAGUAAGCAAGAAAACAUUAGCAGUGUAAUUAAUUUACCAGUGAUCCCCAAGAUGAAAUACCAGAUUCUCCUAUGGGAAAUUACUGUGCUGUCUUCUGUAUGACUUAUGGUCAAAUAAGUCUCAAAUUCAUUUCUCUGGAUAGAUCUUUAUAUGCUAGUCAUUGGUGAUUUUGAUGAGUCAAUUUACAGACUGUAAUCUUCUAAAAAUUCUGAAAGACUAAUUGUUUUCUGUGCCAUAUAAAUGCAUACCACUGAGCAAAUGAACCUUAUUCUCAGCAGGAACAACUAGCAUACAUGUUCUGAAUUCUAACAGUGCUAAAUUACAUUCAAGUCCAGGAAGAUCACCUGGAAUUAAUGGCAUUUCAGUUGGCAGGCAUCAUUCCCACCCCUCGGUCUUAGGAAAAGGAGGUAGAAGCCCCAGAACCACACGGCAGAGAUCAGCAAGUUUUGUCUCAAGUCAGACAAGGUCUAGGUGGCCUUGGCCUUAUGCAAAGUGGGUGACAUAUUUGAUUAUAUUUCCCUUUACCUCCAUAGUAGUCAGGCCAGCAGCAUGGACUGCAAGAACCUAAGGGAGCAACAUACUUAGCUGCAAAGUGAGCAAAUGAAUUGAGCCUAGGAAUAUGUGAUGAAAAUGCAUGGCUGAUGUUUCCUGAUCUCCAAGGAGACUCCCAUUUGCUGAAGUUUUGCAUGCUAAGAAAUCAACUACAGCAGAAAAUACAAGAAUACCUUUAAGUUGAUUAUUGGCAAUCUUAUUCAUAUAUUAGCAAGAAAAAGGGAGAGAUGCUUACUGGUGGAUGCUAUAGAGUCCUCUGUUUUUAAAAGUACCAUGGCCGGGUGCAGUGGCUCACGCCUGUAAUCCCAGCACUUUGGGAGGCCAGGGCAGGCGAAUCAUGAGGUCAGGAGUUCGAGACCAGCCUGGCCAAUAUGGUGAAACCCUGUCUCUACUAAAAAUACAAAAAUUAGCUGGGUGCAGUGGCAGGCGCCUGUAAUCCCAGCUACUCCGGAGGUUGAAGCAGGAAAAUUGCUUGAACCUGGGAGGUGGAGGUUGCAGUGAGCCAAGUUCGUGCCACUCCACUCCAGCCUGGGUGACAGAGCAAGACUCUGUCUCGAAAAAGAAAAAAAACCAUGAAGGAUGAGUACUAGAGUCAGUAAUAGAAGUAGUUCAGCAUUAUUUAACUACAACACAAUGCUGCAAAUAUUUCACAGUAAUUAUCAAAAUUUAAUGGGCUCUAAUUUAAAAUGUUAUUUAAUAAGUAUAGAUUUUAAUUGAGAAUUAUCUUUGAGUAGAUGUAAUCACAAAGUGCAUUAACUCUUGUUGGAAUAUUUUAUGGCUAUUCCAAAGUAUAGAGUGCCUAAAUUUUGUGUUGAAAAUGUCUUUCAUGACGGUAUUAAGUUUUCUGAAAUUACACAUGGCUUUUAAAAUUUCUAAUGUAUCCAAGAUGUGCAAUGUUGUUAGGAUCUCAUUCUUCAGUGCAUGAAAAGCUACUACCCUCAGAACAUUUUGUGUUAAUUGUACCUGCAAGAACACCUCAGGCAAGCCAAGAAGAAAUGAAACCCAAAUAAAACUUGAAAAUGCACCUUAAAAAUAUAUAUACAUAUAAUAGUUUUGAAAUGGGAUUCUGCUUUAUUUUGAUGGAAUGGCCAUUAAAUACACAUUUUGAGAUAAUACAUUGUUGUGGUGUUUCUUUAUACAUUAUCCUUUUAGGUCGUGCUAGUAAAAGUAUAUUGAUGAAGGAAUUAUGAUGCUUUAUACUUCUUACUGCACUAAAUUGAUAGAACUAGUACUUGUCAUAAUCGGUUCUGUCUCCGCUCACAUGACUAAUACGUAAUUGCCUUUCCAAAAAGAUAUUUUUGCCUCAGAACUUACUGACAAGCUGAGAGGCUAUGAAGAUGGAAAUUUGUGAAAGAAGUAGUGCUCUUAUAUUUGGCCUCAUCAUUUGGGCCAUUUCAGUAUAGUAAUGAUAUCACUAAUCGGAAUUAGCAUGAGAGGGAAGUAAGCCAGGAAGAAUAAAACUGCUGAAUGUUUGUAUGUGUAAGAUAUUUCCAAAGAUUCUAAAUAAAUGUAGUUGCCUACAGA
Homo sapiens (human) is the source of this 8786-nucleotide messenger RNA. It is a transcript of the gene PATJ, whose product is annotated as PATJ crumbs cell polarity complex component. The record is from RefSeq and is a predicted model, not a curated record. The coding region runs from base 112 to 5925 and encodes 1937 amino acids. The transcript has 46 exons. Gene Ontology annotation, cellular component: tight junction; apical plasma membrane; perinuclear region of cytoplasm. Lineage: Eukaryota; Metazoa; Chordata; Mammalia; Primates; Hominidae.